ACAGAUAUUUUAAUGUAAAAAUUAGUUUAUUAUAAAGAAUUGACUUUUUGAAAGUUAAACUUUAUUUUUAAUAAUACUUAAGUUUGAAAUAUGUCUGCAAAGACAAUCAGUUGUCGGGCAGCAGUUCUAUGGAAAGAAGGAACUCCAUUGACAUUAGAGAAUAUAACAGUAGAUCCGCCGCAAACAGGGGAAGUCCGGAUCCGUAUGGUAGCGGCCGGUCUCUGUGCCAGUGAUGGACAUUUCAUUUGGGGAUUGGAUACUGAUAUUCAAUUAGAGUUAGAGGGCAAUCCUAUAGUAUUUGGACAUGAAGGUGCCGGCAUUGUUGAGUCAAUAGGACCGGAAGUGACUAGUGUUGAAGUCGGUGAUCAUGUAAUACUAAUGUGGUUACCACAAUGCAAUCGGUGCGAGUGGUGCUCUCAUCCAAACACCAAUUUAUGUUUGAGUUCAUCGUUUGAAUCGACACUAUAUCACGGGAACAACAAACAGACCCGAAUGAAGAUCAAUGGCAAACCUUUGCUUUCAUUUACCGGCACCAGUACUUUCUCGGAGUAUAGUGUUGUCAAAGAAACACAAAUUGCAAAAAUUACUUCAAAGGCUGAUCUGAAAUCGGUAUGCAUUAUAGGAUGUGCUGUUGGUACGGGUUAUGCUAGUGCUGUCAAUUUGGCUAAAGUACACUCUGGAUCUAAGUGUGCCGUUUGGGGUUUAGGUGCUAUUGGUUUAUCUGCGGUGUUAGGUUGCAAACAGGCCGGUGCCAAACAAAUUAUUGGUGUCGACAUAAAUGACAAUAAAGAGAGUAUCGCACGUGAAUUUGGGUGCACACACUUUGUUAAUCCCUCGACAUUAGGAAAAUCUAUUGAAGAGUAUUUCAAAGAAAUCGGUGGACUUGACUAUGCAUUUGAUUGUAUUGGUAACCAACAAGUCCUCGACUCGGCCUAUAAUUCAUUGAAUUUAUGGGGAAGUCUUGUAGUUAUUGGUUUAGGUGCCAGAGGUAACAAAGUAGUCGCUUCGGUAGCAGAGCUUUUGAAUGGACGCAAAGUAAUGGGUGCUUAUUAUGGUAAUCAAAAACCACGAAAAAACAUUGAAAAUUUAGUGGAUAAGUAUAUAUCGGGUGAUCUACCAAUUGAUGGACUAAUAACACACAGAAUACGUUUGGAUGAUAUUAGUGAAGGUUUUGAUAAACUAAAGUCUGGUAAAACAAUUAGGACUAUCAUUGAGUUUUAAUCUUAUCAUUUAAGACAACAAAUUAUAUAAUUAU
Molecule: messenger RNA, 1255 nt
Organism: Oppia nitens
Lineage: Eukaryota; Metazoa; Arthropoda; Arachnida; Sarcoptiformes; Oppiidae
Product: alcohol dehydrogenase class-3 chain L-like
Exons: 6
Coding region: 91-1221 (376 amino acids)
Biological process (GO): formaldehyde catabolic process
Cellular component (GO): cytosol
Molecular function (GO): S-(hydroxymethyl)glutathione dehydrogenase [NAD(P)+] activity; zinc ion binding
Source: RefSeq, a predicted model, not a curated record